Messenger RNA from Bombina bombina (fire-bellied toad), 3639 nucleotides. Its product is annotated as sodium- and chloride-dependent neutral and basic amino acid transporter B(0+)-like. NCBI's taxonomy places the organism in Eukaryota, Metazoa, Chordata, Amphibia, Anura, Bombinatoridae. Gene Ontology annotation, biological process: sodium ion transmembrane transport. Bases 1 to 3639 code for a protein of 1212 amino acids. Gene Ontology annotation, molecular function: L-proline transmembrane transporter activity. The transcript has 17 exons. Gene Ontology annotation, cellular component: membrane. The record is from RefSeq and is a predicted model, not a curated record.
AUGGCAGAAGCAUUUCAGGAUUGUGAUAACUGGACAAACAUUCUGUCUGAAGUUCAGAAAUCAUUAUUUACUGAAAACAAGCACGAAAUUGGUGCUAACGCCAGUUCCAGUGAUGAGAAUAUUGAGCGUGGCAACUGGUCCAGAAAAUCAGACUAUCUUCUUUCCAUGAUUGGUUAUGCAGUAGGACUAGGCAACGUCUGGAGAUUCCCUUACCUCGCUUUCAAGAAUGGAGGAGGUGCAUUUCUUAUCCCGUAUACAAUCAUGCUGGCAUUUGCUGGUCUUCCAUUAUUUUUCUUGGAGUGUUCAAUGGGGCAAUUUUCCAGCUUGGGUCCUAUUUCAGUGUGGAAUGUUGUUCCAAUCCUACAAGGAGUCGGGAUUUGUAUGGUAAUGAUUACAACACUGGUCUCAAUUUAUUAUAAUGUCAUUAUUGCCUACAGUCUAUACUAUCUGUUUGCAUCAUUCCAAAGUGUAUUACCCUGGUCUGACUGCUUUGGAUGGGCUGAUCAGAAAUGCAGUAAAACUACUCAAGGUUCAUGCAAUGUUUCCCUUUCUGAUAAUAAUAUUACAACACUGAAUUUAACUUGGGUAAAAGAAAACAAUUUAACCUGCCUAAAAAACAGCAUUAUCCUGAAGGAUGUGGAUUUACCAAGCAAGCAGUAUUGGGAGAGAGUGGCACUUCAGCGCUCUGGAGGACUUGAUGAAACUGGCAAUGUGGUGUGGUAUCUAGCGCUCUGUCUCCUUCUAGCUUGGAUCAUUGUUGGAGCUUCUCUUUUUAAAGGAAUUAAGUCUUCUGGAAAGGUCGUCUACUUUACGGCCAUAUUUCCUUAUGUGGUUCUCAUCAUCUUACUGGUCAGAGGGGCAACUUUACCAGGGGCAUUUCAGGGUAUUGAUUAUUACAUUGGAAUGCAAUCAAACUUUACCAAGCUAAAGGACGCAGAGGUUUGGAAAGAUGCUGCUACUCAGAUCUUUUAUUCACUUUCUACAGCCUGGGGUGGACUUAUAGCGCUGUCAUCUUAUAAUAAAUUCCACAAUAACUGCUAUUUAGAUGCUAUAGUGGUUUGUGUCGCUAACUGUCUCACAAGUGUGUUUGCUGGAUUUGCCAUUUUUUCAAUCCUUGGACAUAUGGCUUUUGUUUCAGAGAAAUCUGUCCCCGAUGUGGUAGAUUCAGGGUUCGGUUUGGCAUUUAUUGCCUAUCCAGAGGCAUUGUCACAGCUACCAGUAUCUCCUCUUUGGUCAUUCCUCUUUUUUAUUAUGCUUUUGACUUUGGGCCUGGAUUCUCAGUUUGCUAUGAUUGAAACAAUCACAACGUCAAUCCAAGAUGCAUUUCCACAGAUUAUGAAAGCAAAGAGGAUUCCCAUCACUAUUGGCUGCUGUGUGAUUUUAUUUUUUCUUGGUUUGGUGUGUGUUACUCAGGCUGGCAUCUACUGGGUAAACCUCAUUGAUUAUUUCUGUGGGGGAUGGGCACUCCUAAUAGCAGCAGUUCUGGAGUUGGCAGGAAUAAGCUGGAUUUAUGGUGCUAAUCGAUUCAUAAAAGACAUAGAAAUGAUGAUUGGUGAGAAGCACUGGAUUUUCUGGUUGUGGUGGAGGUUUUGUUGGUAUUUUGUAUCUCCUUUGCUAUUGGCAGCAAUCCUUUUGUGGUCUCUGAUUACGUUUGAAUCUCCAUCGUUUGGCACCAUUAAAUAUCCUCCAUGGGGAAUAGCGCUUGGUUGGUGUAUGAUUUGUUUCUGCAUUAUCUGGAUACCUGUUGUAGCUUUAUUAAGAAUUGUACAAGCUAAAGGCAAUGUGUUUCAAGCAUGUAAGGCGGCUCCCAACUGGGGACCUGCUCUACCUCAGCAUCGUGGGCAACGGUACCAACAUAUGCCAGAUUCUAAGAAAGAAAAGGAGGGUGAGGAGAUACCGACAGUCAGUGGUUUGACAGGAUAUGAAAAUGAUGCAUAUUUCGGCUCCAACCUUGAACAAUUCCACAAGACUCCUUACAGAUUAAAUUCAUACGCAGAUACAGAAAACCAAAUACCUCAUGUUUAUUCAGAUGUUGCACAAGUUUUCAACAAGAAAGAGGCGGAAACUUUACCACCUCAUAGGGAUUAUGAUUGCCCUAUAGAGUUGGUACCUGGGGCCACAGUUCCGUACGGGCACAUAUUCCCACUCUCAAAACCAGAACUGGACAAAUUGAAGGAGUAUAUCACUGAAAAUCUUAGGAAAGGGUUUAUUAGGCCCUCUACCUCUCCGGCAGGGGCAGGUAUCUUUUUUGUCAAAAACAAAGACAAAACUACAUACCCAUUGCCACUCAUCCCAGAGCUGAUUGAAAGGUUACACGGGUCCUCUAUAUACACCAAACUCGAUCUAAGAGGAGCUUAUAAUCUAAUCCGUGUACGCUCUGGUGAUGAGUGGCUGACUGCUUUCCGCACUAGAUAUGGGCUGUUCGAAUACACAGUGAUGCCUUUUGGGUUGUGUAAUGCCCCCGCCACUUUCCAAAGGUUCAUCAACGAUGUAUUUCGAAAUCUUUUGGACACAUUCCUAGUUAUCUAUUUAGAUGAUAUAUUAAUAUUUUCAUCUAAUAUAACAGACCACAUCAAACACUUUAAGACUGUUCUCUCGAGAUUACAGGCCCAUCAGCUAUACGUAAAGCCAGAAAAAUGUACCUUCCACUCAUCUGACAUAACCUUCCUAGGAUAUCACAUUUCAUCUAGGGGUAUAUACAUGGAACAAUCCAAAAUUCAAACUAUAUUAGACUGGCCCCUACUUAAAACCAGAAAACAAGUGCAGAAAUGUCUAGGUUUCUCUAAUUUCUACAGAAAGUUUAUCAAUAACUUUUCUGCAAUUGCUAAACCUCUAACUAACCUUACUAAAACAGAUUCCCCACUCAAAUGGAAUAGUGCAGCAGAAAAGGCUUUCACUUACCUAAAGAAGGCAUUCACUACUGCACCCAUACUAUCAUAUCCCAACCCUCAGCUCCAGUUUACUCUAGAAGUAGAUGCAUCAUUCUAUGCUAUUGGUGCAAUACUGUCCCAAAAAGACCCGUCCCCAAAUAUAUUGCAUCCAGUUGCAUAUUUUUCACGUGUAUUAACUCCUUCAGAAUUGAACUAUCAUGUCGGUGAGAAAGAGCUUUUAGCUAUGAAAAGUUCACUUGAAAACUGGAGAAAUUUACUUGAGGGUACCAAGGAACCGAUUAUCAUAUUCACAGACCAUCGUAAUCUUGAAUUUCUUAAAACAUCUCAUGUCCAUAGUGAUUGUCCUGUCAUUAAUGACCUCACCAACACUAUGUCAGAAACCUUCUCCUUAUUAACGGAGAAUAUAAAGAUAGCACAGCAAACACAAAAAAAAUAUUAUGACCUACGACACGGACCUCCACCCUCAUAUGCAGUUGGAGAUCUUGUUUGGCUGUCUAUGAAAAAUCUACGUCUCACUGUUCCUUGUAAAAAGUUUAACAAACUCUUCAUUGGUCCAUUCUCUAUAUCCAGAAUCAUUAAUGAAAAUGCAGUCACGCUUGUGCUCCCCCCGCAAUUCCGAAUCCAUCCCACCUUUCAUGUGGAUUUCUUCAAGACUUAUACAGCUCUCCGCAACCUCCAUUCCCCUUCCUCAGAGACCCUGCCGCUUACACCUGAUGUGGAGUAUGAGGUUGAGGCAAUUCUUGAUUAG